Messenger RNA from Protopterus annectens (West African lungfish), 2637 nucleotides. It is a transcript of the gene MANSC1, whose product is annotated as MANSC domain containing 1. Lineage: Eukaryota; Metazoa; Chordata; Ceratodontiformes; Protopteridae. Bases 506 to 1750 code for a protein of 414 amino acids. The transcript is spliced from 3 exons. The record is from RefSeq and is a predicted model, not a curated record.
UAGCAAGACUGUGAAGGGGUGUGACACUUUCACUUACAUUUUUUGGAGUAAAACCUGUAUGUCAUUUAAAGAAGAACAAAAUGAAUAGAUUCUUUUAUAAUGGCUGGUUUUAGUCUAACGCUUCCUCCUUUGCACGUCACAACCUAGGGGCGGUAGUGAAGUGCUCUUUCUUGUGGAAAUUGAGGGGGUUAUGAUUGCUUUAAAAAAGCUCUUAAAAACAUAUACUUAUUAUUUGAGACUAAGGUAUAGUUGGAAAUUUCUUAGUUUCAUUGGCUAUAAGUAAAUAUGGUUUAAGAAAGUACAAUUCUCAUCUUCCUCCAAAGUUUCUCUUAGUCCACGCCUAGUCAAUUCAAUGUUUCGGAUCUGGAGCUGGACAGAUAAAAUAGCGUUUGUCAAAAAAAAGCUGUGCGGGCCCAGUUCCUCUUCUGUGUGGUAAUGUCUUUACAUGGGUAUCUCUGCAUGCUUUUUCGCAUAAUUGGAACACUGUAGGUGGAAGAAGACAGAGAUGGCAGUUAAAUGGCUGCAUUCAAGUUUAAUAUACAUCAUUCUAAUUUGGCAAAUGCCAAGCUGUUUUGCCAGCAAUCAGUGUUCAGAAAUCCAGGUGAAAAACACAAUUGUUGAUGUCAAGGCUGCUCUUCUGAAAGGUGUUAGAAGUAAAGAUCCAGUCCACGUGGCAACACCAGAAGCAUGCACUGAACUUUGUUGUGAUGGUGAGCCGGUAAAAGAUGCAGAGAGUUCAGGGAGAAAACCACUGAAUAAAAAAACACCUCAAGAAGAAUCCGACUGGGAUGCCCAACAUUUUCCCAGCAAUGAUAACAUUACACUAACUAAAUCAAACAACUCCCAGGCUGAGACUAAGCAGCAUGAUGCUCACAGUGAUGUCCAGAAAAACAUUACUGUUCAUCUGCUUCACAUUGUUAAUAGCUUGGAGAAAAAUCUUGACAAAAUUGAAGAACAGUUAGGUGAUUUUUCUAGCCACAGUUCAGAAAAUCAAACCCAAGUUCACCAUCCCACAAAGGCUCCAGCAAAUAAGAAACUUAAGAAAAACACAGCUGCACCACUUGUCGCAAGAGCUAAAAGUGCAUCUGUUUUUUCAAAUGCAGACGGUGUUACAACAGGAAAGACAAGAAUCUUGGCAGUUCAGCAUAUUUUGACAACAAAAGAACCUCAGGCAACGCCGUUUAUUACCCCUACAUUAUCUUCACUAGCUUUCACUACUGUUGCCAAAUCUCAUAAAGCAACCACUUCAGUAAGAUUUCCUGAAGUUGCAUUUGCGUCUGCCUUAUCCCAGAGAACUACCAGCAGUGCAGUAACCCAACCAGCAGCAGCUGUUGCAAAGUCCACAAGCAGAACACUGAUUAUGACACGUGCUACCACUACCAUACCCCAUAAGCUGAAAAAAACAACUUCUCACCCAGCAGAGGAUGGACGUAUCUUGUCUACCAAAAUCACAUGGAACUUAAAAGGAGCUACAAGGUCUUCUGGGAAAACUGCCACUGUGGCCAGCAUUUCCCCAUUUGUUAAUUUAAAGAAACUAAACCUUUUCAUAAAUGAAACUCUCACUGUUAAAUUGAGCCACAUGGAGAAUCCGGCCGGUAUCCAGAAGAGCCUUGUUGCAAGUUUACUUUUUGGUGUGUUUUUUCUGGCUCUGGUUCUGGCAAUUUUUGUUCAAAGAGCAGUGGAUUCGUUUAGACAAAGACAUUAUACCAAGUUUGAUUAUCUAAUCAAUGGAAUGUACAUUGGAGUUUGAUUAUUCUUAUUUUAAGUUUGUACCUGGUGGUAAAUUGUUUUUGUAAAUGAUUACUUUUUCUGUUUCUUCCCAUUUACCUGUUUUCAUAUUCUGCAUUGUCAAAGGAUAAGUCUGAUCUCCAGCAGUGAGAAUAGGUGAGAUCCUCCUGAGCUAUUUUCAUAUGACACACUAAUUAGUAAUGAUUGCAAAAGUAACAGUACUGAAAUCCAUCUUUUUGUGACGGACAGCUAAAGAAAAAAAAAAAACACUAAGAACCGUAACAGUGACAGCAAUAUUAUCAGUGUUUUUUAAUGACUUCAAAGUCCGUGUGUCAAAGUAGAGAUAAUAGACUAGUUUUCUUGCAGGUUGUCAGUUGAACAUGUUUUUUUUUUUUAGUGCUUUCCUUGCCUGAGAUGUUGACUGAGUUUGCGUUGUCCUAUCCCUUUUGUGUAUUUUGAACAUGGCCAGGUUUCAGUUGUAUUAUUUUCGUAGGUUCUUGAAGUUAUGCUUUUUGAGGAAGCUCCCUUUUUUUAGAUCUUGUGAUGUAAAGAAAAACUAGUGUGUGAGCCUGAUGGGAUGACAUCUGGUAGCAGUGAUAACACAGUGGGUGAUCUGUGUAUUUGUAUACCCUUGAGUUGAGCCCUGUUGUAUUAUAUUGUGCCCCAUCCACUUGCCUAUUGCCACAUAAGACCCUUGUUACAUAGCGAUAACAUGGAAAUCCACCACUGCAGCAAUGGAAAUUCACAUGCAAGUAGCCUGAUAGUGUACUGUGGCAGUUACAAAUUUGCUGCUACAAAGAGCAUCAUACUCUAUUGACUAUUAUUCAUUACAGGUGUUGCAUUUUGCUUAAAUGCUACAGUGCUUAAUAUUUUGUAAGCAUGAAUAAAGCGUAAAGAAAAAGAAAAGUA